Malania oleifera is the source of this 606-nucleotide messenger RNA. RefSeq lists its product as uncharacterized. The transcript is spliced from 2 exons. Lineage: Eukaryota; Viridiplantae; Streptophyta; Magnoliopsida; Santalales; Ximeniaceae. Bases 1 to 606 code for a protein of 201 amino acids. The record is from RefSeq and is a predicted model, not a curated record.
AUGCCAGUUGCACAACCAGGGCAGAAUAAUGGUGCACAAGGAUCAGGAUCAACACAGCAAAAUGUGCCUUGUCGUAGUGGGAGGGUUAAGCACCAGCCUGAUUGGCAUAUGUUCUUAGGAGAGUCUUCUGACAGGAUCCCAGAUGAACUGGAUACAGAACCUGAUCUUAGGGCUAUUUCGCAAGUCCCUUCAGAUUUAUCUCAAGAUAGCUUUGUGGACAGAACUUCAGGGAGAUUAUGGUUGUCUCAACGUGGUUUUUUGGAGAAUCAAUGUAAAUUGUCUAUCGCUUGGUACCCAAGGAUGGACGGUGAUGCUUGGGAUAUGUCAAAGGUCCUUUAUGCCAGUGCAAUGGAGUGUUUCUCCAGGAAACAGAGUCAUCCAUCAGUUGUGAGAUUUGUGAAUGCAGACUAUGCAGAGGGCUUUAAUGACAGAAGGUUUACAAUAGGGCAUAUGUUUACUGUUGUGAGAAGGCCUAUUUGUUGGAAGUCCAAGGUACAGUCUCCAGUUGUUAUAUCUACAAUUGAGUUGGGGUUUUUGGUAGAACCCGAAGCUACCACAGACAAGUUCAAGUUUUUCUUGGACAUGGUUUUUGUCUCCAGUUGUUAG